UCAGCUCCGACUGCCUCGUUUUAAGAGGACUUGGCCCUUCGGAAGGCUGGAAGUUGGAGGACGUGAGGGCUGCUACGAGGAUUCAGUACUGUUUCAGUGCCUGGAGGAGGGAGAGCUGUUUAGCUUUUCGGAAGGUGCCUGGAGGAGGGAGAGCUGUUUAGCCUUUCGGAAGGUGCCUGGAGGAGGGAGAGCUGUUUAGCCUUUCGGAAGAUACUUGGAGGACGUGAGAACUGCGAGGUCCUUCGUCAGGUAUCAGGAAGACGAGGGUAUUACUCAUUCCUUCAGGAGGUCUUUGGAAAACGUAGCGAGCGGCCCAAGAAAAGUCCAGCAGAUGGCGAUGUGGAAAAUAUCCUUGGCAGCCUUGUUGGUGUUUGGAUCAGGAGGAACAACACGUGGCGAAGAGGUAUGCCUCGAGGGCGAAGCCAAAGAGUUCACGUGCUCCGAGCCCGUCCUGACGUUCAACGACACGGGCGGAGGGAUCGACUUGGUACUGAACGUCACUGACAAGAGACACCAUCAGAAUUUGUCGAUAGGCAUCCAACAAAUUCCAGGAGGCUUGAGUAUUUCCUCCGUGGUAAUACCAGACGAAGGAAAGGUGGAGUUUAAGAUUAAGACCCAUUUUGUGGAGGUGAGGAAGUCGGGUAGCCAGCAGAGGGUCUUCGAAGAUUAUGAGAAAGUAAUUGGGUUCUACGAGUUCAAGGCUCCAUCUGGCGUCCGGAUCUGUGUGACUUGCAAUAAAGAGGAUAUUUUUGCCCCGGAGAGACCUGAACAGACCAGCACAUCCGACCAUCAGAACACGGAACAGGAGAACACCCUUACCACAGAGAACAGAGAACAGCAGAACACCUCUGUCACUGAGAACGGAGAACAGGAGAAAACCUUUACCAUUGAGAACGGAGAACAGAAUACCUUUACCACUGAGAACAGAGAGCAGAACACCUUUACCACUGAGAACAAAGAACAGAACACCUCUGCCACGAAGAACACAGAACAGCAACGCAAAUCUGGCAUCACCGUCACCGCUUCGAGUGUGGAGGAAGAGGAUGAAGCUCCGCCAGGCAACCAGUGUUGGUGGUGGCUCCUUCUGAUUCCCGCGUGCAUCAUCCUUGUCUACCUGCACACCAGACGCCGCCAAUCCUCUCGGUAUUCCGUGAGAAAUGCGCAGGCAAGCGAGGCUGCGGAGACCAAGGACGACAGAACGCCAGAAACGGAGAAGACGAAUGGUGGUGAUCCGUACGCCGAAGAAAAAGCCGGAUGAGAACGGCGGGAAUCUCAGAGUGUUAAAUGGCCGAGGUGUGCGGGGGUGCGGAUAGUGGAUAUCGGCUCGAGGGUGCGAAUAGUGGAGACGCGUAAACCACCGGGCUAACUCGCUGAAUGUGUUAUAAACUGAGCGAAAGGGUUGAGGGAAAGGAUAAUGAAACACAUGACCCAAUUAAGAAGCGGGAGGUUAGAAUGAGCGUGUAAACAACCAAGAGAGACGGGGUGGGGGGGGGGGGUUAGAGGGCUACUGUACCGUACGUGUGAAGAAUCUAGGGAGGUUGCUUUGAAGAAAAUAUGGUUUAUUUUUAUUGUGUAAUGAGCUCAGCCAGUUCAUGAUUAGAUUCAGAAGGAUUCUACUCAGUAUAUUAAAGAUGUGUGACUAUAUCAUGAUGAAGUGCUUUUCCAUUUUUUUAUUCUGAAUCACAGCAUGUUACUACUAUUAUUAUUACUAUAAUUGUUCUCCUUGUGAACACAGUGUGUAAAAUAUUUAAAUGUUGAAGAAAUGUAUUCAGUAACUUUCUUUGCAUACACAGUGUAGUAUGAAACAGUCAGAUUUAACAAAUGCAAUUGAUUAUAAUUUGAAAUAAAAUGAAGGAGGGGUGGGAGAAAAUAGAAUGUAUUUCAAAUCUUUCAUUUUGGUAAAUUAGACCACAAUGUCAUUGGUGAUUACUAAUGGACUAGUAGUUUUGACUAUCUUAAUGAUUAUAAUAAAUGUGUCAUAGUAAUAGGAACAGUAGUAAUAAUGUUCAUGGUAAGUGUAAAACUAUAAUAAUGUUUGUUUGCCUGAAUGCAUGUUAGUAGUUGGUGCAUGUACGGUUAUUAAUAUUUCUUUACCUUCACUGAACAUGACUGGAGAAAAGUUACAAAACAUUCAUAUUGAAAAGAGUUCUAAGCUCCUAGUUUCUCUCUCGGACUCUUUAUAGCUAAAGAGAACCGUGCCCAAAAGCCCCUUUAUAGCUAAAGGAGCUUUUGGGUACGGUUCAUGGUAAUGAAUAUGACAUAAAUAAGUAAGCUGUGGAGUUACAGAAAUAUUGAUUUUGAAGCAGGAUAUAUCUGUGUAUCUGUGAGUCUGGUGAUUGGGAUGUGGUAUGUAUUUUAAUGAUUGUUAUAGUGAUAAUGGUCAAGGCGAUGGCGAUGGUGAUUAUAUUAGUGAUGACUAGGAUAAAGGAGACGGUAUUAGUGAUUGUUAUAGUGAUUAUGAUGAUGAUGACGAUGAUGAUGAGGAUAAUAAAUAUAGAAAGUAAAGAA
Molecule: messenger RNA, 2508 nt
Organism: Penaeus indicus
Lineage: Eukaryota; Metazoa; Arthropoda; Malacostraca; Decapoda; Penaeidae
Exons: 4
Coding region: 332-1258 (308 amino acids)
Source: RefSeq, a predicted model, not a curated record